This is a messenger RNA of Pungitius pungitius (ninespine stickleback), 1101 nucleotides long. RefSeq names its product B-cell receptor CD22-like. Lineage: Eukaryota; Metazoa; Chordata; Actinopteri; Perciformes; Gasterosteidae. The record is from RefSeq and is a predicted model, not a curated record. Bases 39 to 482 code for a protein of 147 amino acids. The transcript has 5 exons.
CACAGCGUCCCUCUGUGUCAGUGAGUCCCUCUGCUGAGAUGAUGGAGGGUGGUUCAGUGACUCUGACCUGUAGCGCUGAUGCUAACCCAGCAGCUAACUACACCUGGUACAAGGAGCAUGAAGACUCACCACGAGCAUCAGGACAGAUGUUCACCAUCACUGACUUCAGAGCUGAACACAGUGGGAAUUAUUACUGUGAAGCCCAGAACCAGAUGGGACGUAAUACCUCCACCUUACUUCUGAUUACUUCUUCAGGUGGAGAUACAACAACAAUGAUAGCGUCCAUCACCGGGUGGACUCUGCUGGUUGUGAUGCUGAUUCUUCUGCUUGUCUUCUGUCUGUGGAUGAGGAAGAAGAAAGCUGUGAGCUCCACCACUGAACCACAUGAGCCCAGAGAGGCUGUGGAGAUGGACCUUCAUCCUGAGUAUGAGGACCUCUCAGCACAGAGAGAAGACCCAGAGGAGCAGGAAGACCAGGUGUGAAGAUGCAGUGGAACCAGAGGGAGACUCACCUGGACGGAGACAGCAACAAGUGGACAUAUUUCGCUUCAGUAAGACCAGUUAUUAUCUGAGGUCUUUUUAUUUCAUUCUCUUUGCUCUUCAAUCGCUGUUCUUAUUUGAAAUGUUCUUUUAUUGUGAAUUUCAUUGUUGCUGAAAUAUGUUUUAUGGAUUAACUUGCCUUAAAAUAUCAGACGCAGUGCCGUGUAGCAGAAUAUUCAUAAUGCCUGCUUUAAUUAUGCCUGUGCUGGUACGUAACUUUCCUGUGCCGAUGUGAGGGUUUUUGGAACAGAGGAUGUUGGAUGUGUACACACUUUAAAGCCCUUUGAGGCAGAUGUGUCAUUUAUGAUUUUGGGCUGUACACAAUGAAAUGAAUUGAAUAGAAUUGUUUGACGCAGGGAUGAAUUCCUCUGCACAGUUCUUCUGUUUGUUUUACUUUCAAUGUAAAAAGCUCUCUCCAUCUUCCACUACCAUCUCAGUCUCUCUGAUUUUUCUUAUCGCCACAAUUCAGAGGGUUUAAUCUGCUGCCAUCAGACUACCACUAGAUGUCAGAGUUUAUUCAGAAAAAACAUUGUUGCUGGAAAAGCAAACCUGACUACUUUAA